Molecule: messenger RNA, 4604 nt
Organism: Labrus mixtus (cuckoo wrasse)
Lineage: Eukaryota; Metazoa; Chordata; Actinopteri; Labriformes; Labridae
Gene: rnf220a
Product: ring finger protein 220a
Exons: 16
Coding region: 880-2964 (694 amino acids)
Biological process (GO): protein ubiquitination
Molecular function (GO): ubiquitin protein ligase activity; metal ion binding
Source: RefSeq, a predicted model, not a curated record
CUGCCUGCCACCGUGUCUGCGAUCCUGCGCUCCCUCUCACCGGCUCCACUCUCCUCUCCUCUCCUCUCACUGAUCGUCCCUCUCGGUGUUUCAGCGGAGGGGCUAUUGAUACCCACUUUACUCUGUGUUUGUGGAAAGUCAGCCUCUCUCUCUCUCCCCCUCGCUCUCUCUGUCCUCCUCUCUGGCUGCGCUUUGCUAACCUAACAGGGAGGUGUUAACUACUUUUCUUCCACAAAGCGCCUCCCGUUAUCUCCGCUGCCGCUGCGCAGGAGCUAGAGGGGACAGUGCUGCUGAGAUUCCCACUCCGCAGAAAAAGUUUUCCGUUUGUUGUGAGGAUAAAAAAAAAAGAAGCCGGAAGCCGAGGAGUUGUCUGUAGAAGAAGCGGAUUCUGCCGCGGCGAGUUUGGUGACCCGAGAAGAUGAGGAACCAGCUUUGAUGACCAACGGAUGUCCAACCUCCACGGAUAAACUCUCCAAGAAGGUGGCUUUUACUGAUCUUUUCCAAGGAGAACAAACCUCAACCGAGACAAUUUACUGAAUUCAUCAUCAGGACUCAAGGUGGUACAACUGGGAAGUCUGUGAAGGACUGAUCAUACCAAUCGGAACUUACCUGGCAAGGAAUGAUCUGGACUGAAUCCCCCACAAGAAAAUUUGGUGGGAAUCAGAAUAAUUAAUUUAAUCUCUACGACCUUCAAAGUAGCUGAACUGACAAUACUCACUUUUCCUUCCUUAAAAAGCAAAGUGCUUUGAAUCUCCUACCCAGAUUCCCGCACUUCCUCAGGCCCUUUCUAAGGGUCUUGGACAUUGUCAGAAGUCCUUGUGAGGAGGAAUCUUUGCCUCCUUUUCUUAAUAUUGUUGGGACAUUUUCCUUAAAUCCAACAUGGACCUUCACAGGGCAGCGUUCAAGAUGGAGACCUCCUCCUACCUGCCCAAUCCCCUGGCCUCUCCAGCCCUCAUGGUGCUGGCCUCCACAGCUGAAGCAUCGCGGGAUGCCUCCAUUCCCUGCCAGCAGCCACGUCCAUUUGGCGUCCCUGUCUCUGUUGAAAAAGACGUCCAUUUGCCAUUCAACAAUGGUUCUUACACUUUUGCAUCAAUGUACCACCGCCAGGGCGGAGUACCACCAGGAUUCCCCAACAGGGAUUUUCCUCCAUCCCUCCUCCACCUUCAUCAUCAGUUUGCCCCGCCUAACCUGGACUGCUCGCCAAUUAGCAUGCUGAAUCACAGCGGCGUCGGAGCCUUCCGGCCUUUCGCUUCACCUCCAGAUGAUCGGGACGGGGUACCUGGUGGGUAUCAGUCUGCUUUUACCCCAGCAAAGCGCCUCAAAGGCUGCCUUGAUGCGGACGCUUCCCCCCACCUGCGGUACUCCGAUGCAGAGGGGAAAGAAUACGACUUUGGCGGCGCCCAGAUCCCUCCUGGAGGCUCGCCCAGCAGCGCCUUGAAAGCGGUGGAGGACAGUGGGAAAAAGAUUUUCGCCGUGUCAGGCCUCCUGUCUGACCGAGAGACUUCCUCCAGCCCUGAGGACCGCAUCGAGCGCUGUAAGUCAGAUUUCUGUCUUUUACACACCAAAUACCGUAAAAAGAAGAUGUCCCUGUACGACAGCCAGGCUCCAAUCUGUCCCAUCUGCCAGGUGCUGCUCAGGCCCGGAGAGCUUCAGGAACACAUGGAGACAGAGAUGGAGCGGCUAGCUAGCAUAUGCCUCAGCAAGAACAUCUCACACAAGGAUGGAAUCAUCACUCCAGGAACCCCCAAGUCGAUGCUUCUGUCAGUGCACAUCAAGCGUGAGGGAGAGUCUCCCGUGGUCUCGCCUCUGUCAUCUGAAGACAUCCACCACUCCGACAGAUACCAGACGUUUUUACGAGUUCGAGCUAACAGACAAACCAGACUGAAUGCCCGUAUAGGGAAAAUGAAGAGGAGGAAGCCUGAGGAGGGCGGCCAGGUAUGUCCGCUGUGCAGCGCCCCAUUGGCUGGGAGCGAGGAGGAGAUGAGUAGACAUGUGGAACAAUGCCUGAUCCAGCGUGAGGGUGCGCUAUGCGACGACGACUCUGCAGACAUGGAUGGAGAGAAUGGGCGGGGCUUUGAGGAGUACGAGUGGGCGGGGCAGAAGAGGAUCCGAGCUACAGCCUUGCUGGAAGGAGGCUUCAGAGGAACAGGCUUUGCCACGUGUAGCAUCAAAGAGAGUGCAGCGGACAGCGACGCUGACCUCGAUGUGGAUGGGGACGACACCUUGGAGUACGGAAAGGCCCAGUACACCGAGGCAGACAUCAUCCCCUGCUCUGGAGCCGGAGAGGACCAAGGAGAGGCCCGGGAGAGGGAGGCGCUACGGGGAGCUGUGCUCAACGGGGGGAUGCCUUCUAACAGAAUAACGCCUGAAUUCUCCAAAUGGGCCAGUGACGAAAUGCCUUCAACGAGCAACGGAGAAAGCAGCAAGACAGACCCCAGCACCCCUUCAUCCUCCUCCUCCUCCUCUUCCUCUUGCGUCCCACGCACCUGUAAAAACAGUGAGAUCGAAAAGGUAACAGAGGAGGAGUCCACGGCCACCACCAUGGAGGCUCUGAAGGCUCGGAUCAGAGAGCUGGAGAGGCAGAUCCUGAGAGGGGACCGAUACAAGUGUCUCAUCUGCAUGAGGAAGCCUGCUAUCCAGUCAGGUGCGGAGAUCAAGAGCCUAGGGGUGUGGCCAGGGCCCCGGCCACUGGCCAACGAGGUCGGAGAGAGGCAGCCUAAGUCCCUCCCCCUCGGCCUGUACUGCCUGUACAGGGGCCUUGUGAUUGGUGGCUACGGCAGCGGCAUAAAGAGGCUCCUCCCACAGCCCCUACGGAGGGACUCAUACACGAUGCCGCUCACCUCCAUCCAGUGCUGGCACGUCCACUGUGAAGAAUGCUGGCUCAGGACUCUGGGAAACAAGAAGCUGUGCCCGCAGUGCAACACCAUCACCUCACCUGGAGACCUGAGGCGUGUCUACUUGUAAAGAGCACACCCACAGCCUGCCCCUCCCGACCUGCGCCGCCUCGUCCUGCCAGUCCAUUCCCCCCUUCUCAUUUUGGAGUUCACCGCCCUCCAUGUCGAUUGUCAUGUUUCCUCCUCUGUCCCGGGCCAGGCUCAGCAGCUCCAAACCACCCCUCCAAGAGCGCACAGAGACAAGACAGCCGUCUUUAAGACUCAUCAGACUCUUUCAGGAGGUUCAAACUGAGAGCUGACUGCCUGGCCACCAACAAAAAAGAAGAAAGAAAUGACAGAGACUUGAAACCUCACAGAUGGACAGGCUUUUUCCCCUGCCUCGCUGACAUCACCUCCUGUACAUGUAACAUGGGAUGUGCACUGAAGGACCUUUAUUCAGUGGAGACCCCCGACACCCAGCUCUAGGCUCUGCAGAGAUCUUCAUGCAGCCGGGGCUGGAAGGAACUUCCUAACACAGAAUAUAAAGACUACUUUUCCCCACUCUAGCUCUUCUUCGACAUUUAAUUGGUGCUGAAGCUUCUUUCUUUUUUUUCUUAUUCGUUCCUUUUUCCGAAGUGAAAACGUAUCUUCACGGCCCUGUUGAAAGGAGAAUUAAAAAAAAAAAAAAGGGUCUGCCCACUAAAACUGAGCUUUCAACCAAACUGAGAAUAACCUCACAACCUUGAAAAGGAGUGUGACACUCCUCCUCUCCUCCUCCCUUCGUUCCCUCUUUUUGUGGUGUAAUAGUGAAGUAAACCAAAAUUUUCCCUCCUUCAAGAUGCAGUGCAAGCACAUGUAAUAUAGUUCUAUGUAUGUUUACAAUGUUGGGUGUAAAUGACAUAGAGUCCACACACACACACACACACGUACACACACUGCAGACACACACAGAAGUAUAUGAUAUCAAAGUACCUGUUUUUAGUUGGAAGGGUUUGGGAAUGAUGUUUUGGGGAAAAAAAUGGCUAAAAUAAAAAGAAGCCUUCUGUAUUUUUAAAAAGAAGAAAAAGGUUUGAAGGUCCGUUGAAGUUUUAUUUCAUUGUACAGGAAUAAAAAAAUCUAAAUAAUAAUAAACUACUCAAGACUAGAUGGUCAAGAUUUAGGUGGUGUAAUUUUUCUGCAGAGUACUGUGGGGGGAAAAAAACAAGGAAAGACUUUUUUCUUACUUUGAAAUGGUGAGUUUCUAAUUCUGCAAACAAGCAGAAUGAUGCUCUUUAGUUGCAACACUGUCCAACUGAGCCUUUUCUUUUGAACCUCCACCUCUGCUUCCACUCAUCUGGAGUAACGUCAAGCUCAGAUCAUAGUCUAGAGGUGUUUUCUUUCACCCCGACAUGUCUCAAAAAGAAAGCUUUUUUUUUCCAUUGGUCCAUCAAGUUGCUAUGCUGCAAAAACAUUCUCAAAAUGGCAACCGUGAAGGGCAGCUUCUUUUUUAGCUAAAACAAAAAUUGGAAGUCUCUUAAGAAGAACAAAGGAUGGCCGAGGCUGAACUGGAAACCACCAGAACCUGCAGCAUCCCCCCUCCCCCAACCCACCCCCUACUUCCCCUUUACGACAGCAGCAGCAGCAACACAGGUGGUGGUGUGCUUUGUGUUUGUAAAACUAUGUAUUCUGUGACGUCUGUAUUGUUGUAAGAAAUGCUGAAAAAAAAAAAGAAAAAAUAAAACUUCUCAAAUA